Aspergillus pseudotamarii is the source of this 2240-nucleotide messenger RNA. RefSeq names its product FG-nucleoporin nup42. The record is from RefSeq and is a predicted model, not a curated record. The coding region runs from base 314 to 2068 and encodes 584 amino acids. NCBI's taxonomy places the organism in Eukaryota, Fungi, Ascomycota, Eurotiomycetes, Eurotiales, Aspergillaceae. The transcript has 4 exons. Gene Ontology annotation, molecular function: metal ion binding.
CCGUACACCAGCCAGGGUAUGAGCAGGCCAGGAAGCACUCCGACUGGGUGAAAUGUAUUGUCACCGGCAUAAACUUCAGGCUGAUGAACAACACUUCAUUCGCUAGCGGCUCAUCAACAAGAAACUUCCACUUUCAUAACUCACUCAGGAAAUUAAUCGCAUAUAUAUGCUGUCUUUAUUCGCUUCUAUCAGAUAAUGUACUUGGUCUACUGAUAUCCAGCCGAGCAUCAUUCUUGAUCUGAAGAACCUUGUUGCAAAAGCCCAGCAGGGAACUCUGAUCUCCAGUUAAGCCGAUAUCAGAAAGGAAGCCAAGAUGGUGGUCUGCAGCUUCUUCCAGCAAGGCCGGUGUAAAUUUGGAGAACGCUGCAAAUUCGAGCACCCGGGCCAAUCAAGUUUAGGCUCAGGGAACCGCUUUGGAGUCCUGUCUGGAGGAGGUGGAGGAGGAGGCUUCGGAGGUCGUAAUGCGCAACAGAACCAGCAGCCAGCAAACUAUGGUAUCACAACAGAUGAUAUCAAGGCCGACCUAACUGCCGGUAAGGGUCGUCCAGAAUGGGUCUUUUCUUGUUAUGGUCCUGGUAAAAACGCCCCAAAGCAAUUGUUUGGAGGUGUCCAGCGAGAGCAAUCUUUCGAAGAGUUGCGGCUGCGUCACUAUGAAGCUGCUGCAACAGGGAGUCUAGAGCAGGCAGUCCAAGAGGCUCAGGCUUUAUACGCUGAGGCAUUGAAACAGAUGGAUGUCAUAUUGAACGACCUUGGCGGUGCCGUGAAAUACAUCGUUGAUGGUAUCAACGAACACCCAAAUAGAAUUGAUAUCACAGAAGGCAAGACGGGCCCUGCGGCUAGUCAAGGUCCGUCUUCAUUCGGUCAACCCUCAGCAUUCGGUCAGCCAGCUGCAGGCGGUCAGACAUCGGGAAUUGGCCAACCGUCGGGAUUGGGGCAGAGCUCUGGUUUCGGACAACCAAGUGCUUUAGGCUCAGGAUCAGCCUUUGGUAAGCCCUCUGGGUUCGGUCAACCAUCGGCGUUAGGUCAGCCAUCGGCGUUAGGUCAGCCAUCGGGAUUUGGCCAACCAUCCACCUUGGGGCAGAGCUCUGGGUUUGGACAACCAAGUACAUUGGGUUCGGGAUCAGCCUUUGGUAAACCUUCGGGGCUAGCGGGUGGACAGCCUGCGUUUGGUAAACCAGCGUUUGGACAGCCCAGUUUAGGCCAGCCGAACUCAGGCCAGCCCGCUUUCGGCCAACCAUCGGCAUUUGGGCAGCCUUCAACAUUAGGAGGUUCAUCAUUCGGCACAUCCGCCAACGCAUCUCCUUUUGGCGCAAUAUCAAAUCAAAAUCAAAGCGCAGGUGUCGGUUUUGGUCAAGCCGCAUCAGCCGCGUCUCCAUUUGCACAGGCUGCUAGCCAACAGCCUGCAACAUCUUCUGGAUUUGGACAGCCAUCAACAACCCCAGCGACAACGGGCAGCUUCGGCCAGCCCACACAAACAUCAUCUCCAUUUGGCCAGCCCCAACCCCAGCCACAGUCAAACCCAUUUGGCCAGCCAUCCACCGCACCAAAUCCUUUCGGGGCUCCCAGUCAACCACAGCAGCAACAACAAUCACAGGUCACACCUUCACCCUUUGGCCAGCCAGCAUCCGGGUUCGCACAGCCCGCUCAACAACAACAACAACAACAACAACAACAACCCCCAAUACCUACCGCCACGGCAGGCACUGGUCCUCCUGCCAUCAUCAAGGUUGAGGAUGCGAACCAGCUCAGCCCCAUUCCACCCUUAGCUGGCCAGACGGUCCGAGACCCUAUGACCAAGAGACUGUCCACGUGGAAAGGACAACCAGUCAAGUAUAUUGACAACAACCCGUGUUAUCUGCAUCCUCAGGACCGCCAAACAUACGUUCGCAUCUUCUUCCCGGAUGGGCCUCCCGACCAGGCGAGCUUGAGAGAUGCAACAGGAAAACCGGAACAGUAUACCCCCGAGGUUACGGAACAGUAUGAGUUCUUUGUGAAAAACGGAUACUUCAAGGAUGGCAUUAUUCCCAGCGUGCCACCUAAGACGGAAUGGGUGAGCUUCGACUUUUAGGGCCUGGAGAACAUCGAGGAUACCAUGGUUUUUUAUUUUUCGAUAUGCACUUCAUGAACCUUGUAGUAUAUAGUUACUUCUUUUUUUUUAAUAUGACGAUCACAUGGAAGACAGGGCGCCUUCAGCCAGCCAACCGGUGAGCUGGAUUGCCAAGCAACACCAAACUACAAAU